AUGCAAACUGCCGAAGUUCCACCUCCGAGCCCUUCCUUUGAGCCCAACGAUAGCCCCGAUGCGAUUGACUACACGCAGAAUAUCUCGACUUUGCUGCGCACAAGCACCAAGAGAGCCCACAACGCUGUCCACCACUCAGAGCUUGCCGGCAAACUGCUUCGUGGCGAACUCCCAAAGAAUGAAUACAUCUAUUUUAUGAUGCUCUUAUGGAGGGUCUACAAUGCGAUCGAAGAAGGGCUAGAGACCCAUUCGACAAACCCGGUGCUGGCACCAACAUACCGACCGGCGUUGCUAAGCCGAGCAGGCUGUCUCUCCGCAGACAUCGCAUACUUACUCGACACGACCGAAGACGCAUGGCAAUCAACGCCCCUUUACCGCUCCCUCAUCUCCGCUCCCCCCGCAGGCUUGCGCGAUUACGUCGCUCAUUUGGAGCAACUUGCCGUUUCCAAGGACUCGACUGACAACUCGCGGCUCUUGGCGCACGCAUAUGUGCGGUACCUUGGAGAUUUGAGUGGCGGUCAGAGUAUUCGUAAUCGAAUGGCCAAGGCAUAUGAUCUUCCCGAUACCGGGGCCGGUGCGAGCUUCUACGAUUUCGGCUCGGCAGGAAUGAAUGAAGCUGUUGGCGACGACAGGGCAUUGAAAGAGGCGCUUGUCCAAGAAGCGAACCUGGCCUUUGAUUUCAACCGACGCAUCUUUGAGGAUGUCGCAACCGCCACAAAGGACACCGAGCCCUCCGACUAUACCUCCCAGUCCAAAGUGGUGUUUGAUGACUCCCAGGCGCCAGAAGAGAAUACCUACCCUAUCUCGUCGGUCGUGGCAUUUGUCAUGGCUCUUGCACUUGCUCAUUUCACACUCGUUGUGGGUGGCUUUACCGGAGCUAGGGGAACUGAGAAGUUCGAGAGCUUUGUACUCUGGCUCAGGGGAAUUGCUGGUCAAUCAUGA
Messenger RNA from Rhizoctonia solani, 942 nucleotides. Its product is annotated as heme oxygenase. The transcript has 4 exons. Gene Ontology annotation, biological process: heme oxidation. Gene Ontology annotation, molecular function: heme oxygenase (decyclizing) activity. Bases 1 to 942 code for a protein of 313 amino acids. The record is from RefSeq and is a predicted model, not a curated record. Lineage: Eukaryota; Fungi; Basidiomycota; Agaricomycetes; Cantharellales; Ceratobasidiaceae.